CCCGCUCUCCAUGCAAAACACCUCUCGGCGUCCCGCUCUACCAGUACCAGUCAUGGCAGCGCGGCCGCACUUUGGCAGGAAAACCCUGCUCAUGGCGCCAGCGGCGAGCCCGGCGGCGCCCGGCGUUACUCCCAUGGGCGAGGCUUGGCCGGCUGCCUCUGCCGACGCCGAGCGCGCGUUCACCUGGCUUGACGCCAACGCCGUCCUCGUACUCGCGCUCCUCAUCUGCGGCCUCUUCGCCGCCAUGGCGCUUCAUGUCCUCCUCCAGUGCGCGUUCCGCGUUACGGGGCGCGCGUGGUACGGUGCCAACAACGCCAGCGCCACACCUCAGGAGCCGGUGCCGCGUGCGGGAGCGGGCGGCGGCGGUGGGGGCAGGACGAUGGCGCUCCCGUGCCUGGCGUACUCGGCGGGGCUCGAGCUGGCCGGGUCGUCGCGGUCGGAGUGCGCCAUCUGCCUCGCCGAGUUCGUGCGCGGAGAGAAGGUGCGGGUGCUGCCGCGCUGCAGCCACGGGUUCCACGCCCUCUGCAUCGACCGGUGGCUGGCGGCGCGGCCGACGUGCCCCACAUGCAGGCAGAUGCCGUUCGCCGAGCCCGACGAGAGCGUACAGCUGGCUGCGGAAUGUGCACGACCGGCGCCCGUUGUAGCGGUGGUGCGAGUGAUAAUACACGGUGGCGCCGGGCAGCGCGUGGAGAUUUAGCACCCGUGCUAAUCUUAGCAAAUAGGCAUGGACGUGGACUUUAGUCUCCCGAGCAUAUGAUUCCUAGUUAACAGUAAAAUUGAAAUAAAUAAAUUUUUUAAAUUAUCAUGUUUUUUCUUAAAUGUUCAUGUUAGUGUAUCUAGUAUGCUCGACAGUUUUAAUGCCAUA
This is a messenger RNA of Hordeum vulgare subsp. vulgare (domesticated barley), 865 nucleotides long. RefSeq names its product RING-H2 finger protein ATL79-like. Bases 11 to 697 code for a protein of 228 amino acids. NCBI's taxonomy places the organism in Eukaryota, Viridiplantae, Streptophyta, Magnoliopsida, Poales, Poaceae. The record is from RefSeq and is a predicted model, not a curated record. The transcript has a single exon. Gene Ontology annotation, molecular function: transferase activity. Gene Ontology annotation, biological process: protein ubiquitination.